UCGUUAAAGAAAAUCGUACUUGGUCGUUGUUCUUCGAGGUCUUCUCUGUGUGCGUUUCAACGCUUUUGCGGUAGAACCAUUUAUGAAGAAGAACCAUCAAGGUUCCAGUUGGUUCGUCGAAGGUGAGCGGGUUAGCAUGUCAGUAGCGCCUUCUCUGGUGCACCAUCACUUCCUCUCAGCCCUCUGCGACGACAACGCUCCUACUCCGCCGUCCGACGCCGACGACGUCUCCAGCCUCGACGCCGACGUCGCUCCCCACUAUCCCCCCCUCGACGACAAAGAGCAGCAGCCAACAGUGCCGCUGCCCGACUGCAAAGUGCGCCGCAACUACACGUGCCCAGUCUGCGACUUCUUCACGCAGAACCCGCGACGCUACCUCUACCAUCUACGCGAUGACCACGGCCACAAGCUGAAGAUCUACGAGUGCCCCCACUGUCUCUACGCUUCGAAACACUACCAGAAACUGCUCAGACACUCCAGGAUGGUUCACGGCGACUCAAACUCCGACCAGAAACCUUUCCCAGUAGAUAGUGUCUUCGUUAAGCUCGAAAUCAACGACCCUGAUGAUGUAAUUGAAGAAGAACCCUCUUCUUCUUUCAAGUGUUCGCUGUGUUCCUUCACCACUCGAAGCAAGCCAGCCUUCAACCGACACGAGCGCGAGGAACACCUAAAAACAAAAUUCUUUCGGUGCUCAAAGUGUACCUACGUCACGCAUAUUAAGGCUCGCUACACGAAGCACGUGAAGUACCACUCGAUGCCGAUGAUCAAGUGCGACAUGUGCGACUUCCGCACGCCGUACAAGUGGAACCUGGACAGGCACUGCAAGAACCACAACGGACAGGGCGCGUUCAAGUGUUCGGCCUGUAAUUUCACGGCGGAUAUUAAGCAAAGUUUGACGGUGCACGAGACCAAUCACCACCUGCCUCCCGUGGGGCAGGCCGCGGGGUUAGGUGUGGGGAGGAGGAGGAACAAGGUUGGGGCUAGUGAUACGACAGCGGCGGAGGAGGGUGCUAGUGGGGAGCAACAGGAGGCUGUACCUCAGGUGACAGCAGUAGCGACGCAACCCGCCGAACACAGCACCACGACCACCACCACCCCCUCCAAGGACCAUGUCGACGAGGUACCGGCUAAACCCAAAGCUAAAGUCAAGAUAACACCGAGGAAACCAAAGGCUACCGUCACUGUUCCGGAAUACACCAGGAAAAAGGAGUCGGACUUUAUUCAUCCAGACGAUUUCAUCCAUCACUCUAAUGGGAAAGUGUACAUCAAAAACAAGUGUAAACUUUGUAAUUUUAAGUCACCCUGGGACAGCGAGAUGGCCAAGCACGAAAGAAAGUUCCACAGUAUCGAAAGAGACUUGAUAGGGGUUAAGAAGAACCAACGUCCUAUCCCAAACCUUAUUCCAAUCCCAGCCCAGUUGAAGCAUCAAAGGGUUCAUCACAUCAGAAGCGUCGAGAUUCCUGAACCAAGAGAACCAACUAUGAGCGAGAAGGAUAUCAGCGAUAUCUGUCGCAGAUCAGCUAACAGUGCUCUCAAAGACUUUGCCUCCCUGUUUAGUUCAGAAGAUGUCUUCAGAACAUCGGCGUCUACUUCGAAGGUACCUGAUUUAAUCCCAGCGUUUCCUCUUCAAAUUAAGGCCCAACGCAACUUCAAAAACAAGACCUCCAUGUCGUUUUUCGAUAAGUUUAAUGAAGAACUGGGUUCCAGAUCGAAUCUGAUCUGUAGUUUGUGCGGACAUGAAAGCAAGUGCCUCACCGAGCAAGUUAAACACCAAAAACUGUGUGGUAAAGAGGCUAACAGAGUUCCUAACAUAAUUCCUGUGCAUAACAUCAGUGCUUCUCGAUGCCAGUAUUGUAGACACAGGUGUAAAUCCAGUGCAGACUUGCACAAUCACCUGCAAACUUGCUCGGAGGCUUUGAAGGUUUUUGGAGAUGACGCGUUCUCUGAGCACGAGAAUGAGUUAAAAAUUGAUGAGGACAGGCAGAGUAUUGAGGAUGAACUUGAUAUCAAACCUCACCCGAUGGAAAAUAAAGUGUUUGUAUGGAACGAUAUUAUGGUACCUAUGGAUAUCGAGGUUGAUGACUCAAAUUACGAGUAUACUGAUGAUAAAAACGACGAUGUAGCUUCUAUGGACUUGUCAGUGUACUCCCAGUCUCCUGCGUUAAGUGAUAACAGUGAUAACAGACAAGAAAACAAUAAUAACCUUAAUACAAACAACAAUCACACUAUUCACAAUUCUCCUGUAACAACAACCGAGAAAAUUCCAACCCACGGAAACGACAUCUCUGUUGCCCAGCAUAAAAGAGUCUUUAAGUGUCCACACUGUACUUUCUGGGCUUCUACAGCCUCGAGAUUCCACGUCCACAUUGUAGGGCACUUAAACAAGAAACCUUUUGAGUGUUCUUUGUGUUCGUAUCGGUCAAACUGGCGAUGGGACAUCACAAAACACAUCAAACUGAAGUCUGUGCGUGAUCAAGCUCAUGAAACGGCGAAAGUUUUGAUGACUGACGAAACUGGGAGAAGGAAUUAUUCAAAAUACAACAAAUAUCUUACAGAAAUACCGUUGAGUAGUCUUCAGUCUUCUUCGGAGACUAGUGGAGGUUCUGGGACCAGACCAAGGAACUAUGAUAGAAACUCAUCACCUUCUACUAGCAAGUCGGAAAAGAGUAAGAUGCCUGCGAGUGGGGAUUUGGGUUCUUUGUUGAAAGUGGGAAAUUUGAAGCCGCCGCCUGGAUUGAAGGCUGUGGACAAGCAUUUCCUCGAGAAGAGGUCUGCGAGUUCCGAAGGGAAAAGGACUCUUUUCAAGUGCAAGAAAUGUAAUUUCAGGGACGCCUCCAGGGAAAUCCUGCUCCAGCACGUCAAGGGCCACUACCCGGCCCACUUCGACCCUCAGGACCCCCUCUACCAGCAAGCCAUGGUGGUGGCGGCCGCCCAGAUGGCAGCAGCCGCCGCCGCGGCGUCUUCCCCCUCUCUCCUCUGCCCGCCCGGCUCACCGUCGCCAUCCUCCAACCUGUCAAACCUGUCAUCUUCCGCUUCUUCGCCGUCGGGGACCUCUGCUGCGCCGCGGGAUCUAAGCUUAAGGGGUACGAGUCCUGAUAGAGACGAUGAGGCAAGUGUAAAUAACAACAAGGCAACGGCAGCCGCGCAGAAAGGCUGCGCAGCGACGGCGGCGGGAGGCGUCGUCGGUGCGCACGCUGCGGCGCCGCCUUUCCGUUGCGGCCAUUGUAAUCAGGUGUCUAACUGGAAGCAUGUGAUUCAGGUAUACCUUUUCGCGCUCUUCUUGUUGCUUGUACGUCUCAGGGACGCCUCCAGGGAAAUCCUGCUCCAGCACGUCAAGGGCCACUACCCGGCCCACUUCGACCCUCAGGACCCCCUCUACCAGCAAGCCAUGGUGGUGGCGGCCGCCCAGAUGGCAGCAGCCGCCGCCGCGGCGUCUUCCCCCUCUCUCCUCUGCCCGCCCGGCUCACCGUCGCCAUCCUCCAACCUGUCAAACCUGUCAUCUUCCGCUUCUUCACCGUCGGGGACCUCUGCUGCGCCGCGGGAUCUAAGCUUAAGGGGUACGAGUCCUGAUAGAGACGAUGAGGCAAGUGUAAAUAACAACAAGGCAACGGCAGCCGCGCAGAAAGGCUGCGCAGCGACGGCGGCGGGAGGCGUCGUCGGUGCGCACGCAGCGGCGCCGCCUUUCCGUUGCGGCCAUUGUAAUCAGGUGUCUAACUGGAAGCAUGUGAUUCAGCGUCACUGCAGGCUGAAGCACAACGGCGACAUAAGGGUAGUAAGUACUAAAAACGGACAGGAGAAGAUCGAAAUAGAAGAACAGCCCGACGAGCCUGACUGUUCUGACGUCCAGCAAGUCGGCCUCUUCAAGUGCAACAUGUGCCCCUACGCCACUGACUCCCAGGAAGACUACCAGCUCCACCUCCCCGGCCACAUCGUCGAUUCCAACAAACCCCUCAAGUGCUACUUCUGCAAGUACUGGGUAACCGAAGAAUAUGACCUUGUAGGGCAUCUAAAGCUUCACGGAGUCUGUGAUCCUUAUGAUUUCGUUAAGUCUAUGAAUAGUAAUGAUGGAGAUGGUAAAAGGUUUAGAUGUGUCUAUUGUCCUUAUGUUACCAACACUAAAACUCAGUUUAACUAUCACAAACAGUUCCACAAAGACCGUGGGGGACAGUACUCUUGCAGCAGAUGCUCUUAUAACGUCAGUAAAAGACAUUUACUUCAUCAGCACCUCAAAGUUCAUGGUAUGUCUCCCAACAAAUCUGAAGAAAUGGACGAAGAUAUCACCGACGAAAUACCUUUGAAUAAAGUCAAGAUCAACUAUCUAGAAUCAGUAGAUAUUCCUCUAGUUUGGGUACUGAAAGACGGCAAAUUUUCCAAGAUGUACAACUGCAGGUUCUGUCCUCACGUCAAUUCAAGAAAAGUAAACAUACAAGAGCACGAAAAAAUGCACAGUCCUAGAGAACAAGGCACCAAUCCUUCCAGACCUAACGACAUGGAACACAGAUGCGUUGAAUGCAACUAUAUCUGUAAAAACGCCGGAGUACUAUCUUCUCACCUGAAAGUCCAUCAAGGUUUGUAUGGCACCAUUCACUCUCUGGUAGAUCUCAACAAAAGUGACGAAGAACAACUAAAAGAACUCUGCAAGGAACUAACCUCCUCUUCAGACGACAUCGACACCUCAGAGUUCCUCCAAGUCGAAAUGGAAGAAACUGAAUCAGUUCUAUACUUCUGCAAAGACUGUCCUGCCAGGUUCCUGAAAGAAACCGAACAUAUGAUCCACGGAGACUUUCACACCUCCCACUUGGAGUUUGCCUGUGAUUCUUGCAGUUACACUGCAGAAAACGCUUCUUAUUUAAUGUCCCACUCUAAAGUACACAGCGCGGAGUACCAGGAACGAACCGCCAUGCUUAAGAAGCUUUAUAUCAUUAGUAACGAUCAUCCUGAGCCUGAACUAAAACAGGUUAAGAAAGAGGACGGUCAAAGUGUGUGGGUUGUUCACCGGAAAAGUGAAAUUGAGAAGAAAAACAAUAUCCUAGCUUCGUUUUUGAGUAAACCUUUGAAAACCAGCCAGAAUAUUCCGUUGUCUGGCACAGAACUGUUCCAACAACGUUCUGAAGCCAGGCAGAAACAAGCUUUGGAGGAAAUCAAGCAAGAAAUAAUUGAAGAAGAUAUGGAAGAAGUUGUGAGUUCUUCAAAGACCCCUGAAGCUAGGGAGUUUGAUGUUUCUGUGCAGGGUAAUCCUGAAUUCGUUUAUCAGAAGUACAUUAAAAAUGGACGAAUGAAGGAGAAGAGGUACAAGUGCCAUAAGUGUCCGAGUGCUUUCGAGAAGAGAGAGCAGUACAAGAUACAUCUGGGAUUGCAUGGUUCAAAGCAGCGCUACAACUGCGAGUACUGCGACUAUUCUGUCAAGUACUAUGCAAACUACGUGCAGCAUUUGAAAAAGCACAAGUUCGACGAAGAUGCACAUGCUGCCAUGAAGAAAACCGAUGAAGCUAAUGAAAGAAACAACGAUGUGAUAGAGAGCAUGGAGGUAGCUUUCAACGCUACCGAAGUUUGUGAUGAUGGCGUGGUUCUCAAAACGAGUGUAGCCGAUCAGCAGAUGCUUAAUAUAACCCAACAGCGUAAAUCUAACUCCACAUCACCUCUAGAUGACAAGAAAACAUACUUUUGCCCUUACUGUCCCUACGUUAACUCUAGAAGGGAUGCUCUGGAUAACCACUUGAAGAGGCACAAGUGUGUUUCGGGUGUGAGGAGUGUCUACGCUUGCGAACAUUGUGAUUAUUCGGUGCCACAGGCGCACUUUCUCAGAGAGCACGCCAAAAUUCAUUUUGUACCAAAUAGAACGGGCCAGGUGGAUGGCUACGUUAAAUGUGAUAAUGUAAAGUUAACCUCCAGUAAUUUAACGGCCAGUAGCGAUAACUGUGAGGAGGAGUACGUUAUUUUCGAUGAAAAGAACGAAUGUUCUUCGGAAGAGAAGUUUAAUAAUAACAAAGGAGAAACGGAGUUACCGAUCGUACAAACUGGGGACUUAAUAAAAGUUAAAGAAGAGUGUUAAAUUAGAUAGUAAUUCUGUAUUUUUUAGGCAACCCGUUAUAUACGAUAAAAAUCGGCGCUUAGUUUAAAAAAUUCAGUUUUCAUUUUUUAAAUUUGUUGUUUGUGCCUCUGAAAAUGCAGGAUUACUUACUUUGCUUACCUACUAAAAACACUAAAAUAAAACUUAGUCAGAAAUGCUAGUGAUUGUAAUUUAUACCCAAAUAAUAAUAAUUAAAAAAAGAGUAACUUAACUACCUAUUAUAAAAUAAAUAUAUUAUAUUUAACAUUAAUGCCUUAGUCAUAUAGGAUAUAGAGUAUUUUUACAAAGUAUUUUCACAAAAAACGUAGGGCUAGCAGAAGUACGUAGUAUUACCACGCAACACUAUAAUAUAUAUGUUUGUAAAUACUUAUUAAAUAUUGUUCUUAUUAUUACUGUCAGUUUUUAAAGUAUUAAUUUUUGUUUCUUUCGUGGGGUUUAAUGCCAAAGCAUUUAAUGCCAAAAUUUGCCAUAAUUUGUUGUUUAUUGUUUACAGAGAGAAAAUAUAUGAAUUAUAAAAAAAA
Molecule: messenger RNA, 6591 nt
Organism: Sitophilus oryzae (rice weevil)
Lineage: Eukaryota; Metazoa; Arthropoda; Insecta; Coleoptera; Curculionidae
Exons: 6
Coding region: 83-6052 (1989 amino acids)
Biological process (GO): regulation of gene expression
Cellular component (GO): nucleus
Source: RefSeq, a predicted model, not a curated record